AUGAAUUAAUAAAGUUUUGUGUAAGUAAACUUAGAACAUGAUUAAAUAAAAAAAAGGGUCAACUCACUUAAAUUUUAAUUAAAGGACAUCGAUCAGAAGAACUUCAUUAUAUAAUAGAAAUUAAAAGAUUUGAGAUAAUUAUCUCCUGAUGCUAAAAAGUCGCCUAUUGCAUAAUUACAAGAAUAAUUGGGUUUGGAUAGAAAGCAAAUAAUGGAGUAAUUCAAACCUAUUAUUGAGAAGGAAGGAGUAUAUGUUAGAAAUGAACGAUUAAAAACAGAAUCAUAUUUGCAAAACUCAAGAAAUGCUGAAAUUUAACAGAAAAAAAUCAAGGUUAAAUAAAUUGAAGAUCAAGAUUCUUAAGUCUUAAGGAGGAAGGCAGAGUUCUAUGAAAAAAAGAUCAAUGAAAUUAGGUAACGAUAAGUGUAGGAAAUGGAAUUGAAUAAAUUAAUAGUUCAUAAGAAAGUAAUGGAGAUCAAUAAUUACAAGAGAUAUGAAUAAUAAUUAUUAGGAGAAAUCACUCUGGCAAAAUAAAAGGAGUAAUCAUUGAAUAACAGAUUCUGCUAGUUUGCUACUUCCUCUGAUAAUAGCAUAAUGUUGCCAUUAAUCUCAAAAACAAAUAGUAGAAUGAGUUAAAAAAGUUAUUCUUAAUAAAGAUCUAUUAUGGGUAGUAAUUCUGUUUAAAGAUCUGAAUAAUAACUAAAUAGAUUUUAGAGAAGUGAUACAAAGAAUAAUAAUUCAUUUAUUGAUUACGUAGAGAAUAAAGGAUUAAGAACUAAAUUGAUGAAGGAAGAGUAAAAUGAAUUCAAUAUUGGAUGCCAGACAAGUUUUAUACUGACUGAUAAAAACUAAUAAAGUGUUCAGCAUUCAUAAAACUUUGAUACUUAUUGCAGCAAUAAUUAAAAUGAAUCAUUUGAGAAGAUGUAAAAAAACAAAUAAAAAUAAAAAAGUAAAAAAUGA
Messenger RNA from Paramecium tetraurelia, 957 nucleotides. RefSeq lists its product as uncharacterized. Lineage: Eukaryota; Ciliophora; Oligohymenophorea; Peniculida; Parameciidae. The record is from RefSeq and is a predicted model, not a curated record. The transcript is spliced from 2 exons.